CGAGGGCACGUUCGGGGGCGGGGCGGGGAGGAGCCUGUGGCGGCGGCCGAGCGGGCCGGAGCCGAGCGAGCCGGCGGGUGUGUUCCCCUCUCCCCGCGGCGGGGGCACGGGCAGCUGCCUGCGCGCGGCGGGGUUAUUCUGGGGCUUAGAAAGUUGGCUGGAAGUACUGGAGGUUACAGCACGGUGGCUUUCUAGAAGAUGACCAUAGAGGAUCUCCCAGAACCUUCCCAAGAAGGAGAUUCAUUGAUUGAAAGAUAUCAGUUUUUAUUCCCAGGCUCUGAAACAUCAGUUACUUUUUCAGUUGCAGCAGCACCAAUGCCUUCAGACUGUGAGUUCUCCUUCUUCGAUCCUAAUGAUGCAGCAUGCCAAGAAAUUCUUUUCAACCCUAAAACAUCAGUUUCUGAAUUGUUCGCCAUCUUACGGCAAUGGGUCCCACAGGUCCAGCAGAACAUUGAUAUAAUUGGAAAUGAGAUUAUUAAGAGAGGCUGCAGUGUGAAUGAUAGAGAUGGACUGACUGAUAUGACUCUCUUGCAUUACACCUGCAAGUCAGGGGCUCAUGGUAUUGGUGAUGUUGAGACUGCUGCCAAAUUCGCCUCUUACCUUAUUGAUCUGGGUGCAGAUACUAGUUUGCGUAGUCGCUGGACAAAUAUGAAUGCUUUGCAUUAUGCUGCCUACUUUGACGUUCCAGAGCUUAUUAGAGUUAUUUUGAAAAAUGCAAAGCCCAAAGAUGUGGAUGCCACCUGCAGUGACUUCGAUUUUGGAACAGCUUUGCAUAUUGCUGCGUUUAAUUUGUGUACUGCAGCAGUGAAGUGUUUACUGGAACAUGGAGCAAAUCCUGCCUUUAGGAAUGACAAAGAACAGAGUCCAGCAGACGUGGUUCCUGAUCCGGUAGAUAUGCCAUUGGAGAUGGCAGAUGCUGCAGCAAGUGCAAAAGAAAUCAAGCAGAUGCUGUUGGAUGCAGUGCCUCUGUCAUGUGACAUCUCAAAGGCCAAGCUUCCAAACUAUGAUCAUGUCACUGGCAAGGCCAUGCUUAUGUCACUUGGCUUGAAACUUGGAGAUCGUGUUGUUAUUGCAGGACAAAAGGUUGGUACAUUAAGGUUUUGUGGCACAACAGAAUUUGCCAGUGGGCAAUGGGCUGGUGUAGAACUGGAUGAACCAGAAGGAAAGAAUGACGGAAGUGUUGGAAAAGUCCAGUACUUCAAGUGUGCACCAAGAUGUGGUAUCUUUGCACCUCUUUCUAAAAUAAGUAAGGCUUCAGAUCUCAAGAAGAAUUUUGUCAGAAGUCCUUCCACACGAUCUAGUUUGGUAAAGUCCAAGAAAAUCGAUGUAACGCAUAUAACUUCAAAAGUGAAUACUGGCUUAGCUACAUUAAAAAAAGAUACUAGUUCUGAAUCCACCUUUUUGGCUACUGAAGAAGGAAUGAAAACUAUUGGUAAAGAAGGACUGAAUAAUGCUUCUCCAUCUACAAGAAAAAACCCUUUUGAUGAAGGAGAAAUUCAGCUUGGAGACAAAGUGCUAGUGGUAGGGCAGAGAACUGGCACUGUUAGAUUCUAUGGUACAACAAAGUUUGCACCAGGCUUUUGGUGUGGCAUUGAACUGAACAAACCUCAGGGCAAGAAUGAUGGUUCAGUUGGAGGGGUCCAGUACUUCAGUUGUCUCCCCAGAUAUGGCAUAUUUGCCCCACCAACCAGAGUGCAGAGAUUAACAGGUUCCUUAGACUCCCUCACAGAAGUUUCAUCAGGUAAAAUAAAUCAUUCUUUCCCAGGUUUUAGACGAAGUUCAAGUACAACUUCUGCAUCUUCACAGAAGGAGAUAAACAGGAAAAACUCCUUUGUCAAAUCUAGAAGCUCGCUGCUGCGGCGUAGUUGGAGCAACACUACUACAACUAACCCUGAGGGACCUGUGAAACUACAUGAGGGUUCUCAGGUCCUUCUAACCAGCUCUAACGAGAUGGGCACAAUUAGGUACAUCGGCCCUGCUGACUUUGCACCUGGAAUAUGGCUUGGACUUGAACUCAGAAGUGCCAAGGGAAAGAAUGAUGGAUCUGUGGGUGACAAGCGCUACUUCACCUGUAAGACAAACCAUGGAGUCUUAGUUCGGCCUAGUAGAGUAACCUAUCGUGGGAUUAACGGAGCAAAACUUGUGGAUGAUAUUUGUUGACCCAGAAUGCUUACAACCUGUGCAUCAAGUGCUAGUGCAAUGAUCUAUAAGCAUUAAACCACAUACAAUAACCCCAACAUCAUCUGCACGGAAUGCUGACUUAAAUUUUAUCUAAACUAUGAAACCUGCUUUUUUUGGUAACUCUCUUUAGGCUCUAACCACCUCAGAGUCCUAUACCCCUCUCUCCUAUUUUGACACAGUCCCUGCCUGUGACUUUCUUGUAAAAGCCUUCUGGGUUUGAUACUGCAUUAUUUGAAUAAUGUCCCACCCCGAGAUGGCCAGUAUAUCUGACAUUCUUUAAGUUGCUUUGUGAUUCAAAGUAUUUGGAAGAUUUUCUUCCAUGUACUAAUGAACUGAUAAAUCAUUCUGCUGCCUUUUCAUAACAAAGGAGAUGGUUAAAUGAGACACAUUAGUCUAUGCAGUAUUGGUCCCAGGAUAUUAGAGAUAAGGGUGAAUGCCAGAAUAUAUCUUUUAUUGGACCAACUUCUGUUGGUGAAGGAAACAAGCUUUUGAGUAUGCAGAGCUCUUUUUUUCUUCUUCUCAGACCUGAAGAAGAACUCUGUAUAGCUUGAAAGUUUGUCUCUCAUCAACAGAAGUUGGUCCAGUGAAAGGUAUUCUUCCUUCACCUUGUUUCUCACAUUAGUCUGUUUACUAGACACUUUGUCCAUCUCCCUGUGAACUAGUAGUAAUAAGCAGGAGAAAUGACUUUUUUUUUCAAAUCAGUUGUGAAACAAUUAAGCAUUUUAUCAUUCAGAAAAAAAACCCAUCCCCCAAAAAACACAUGGAGCCAAUGGAAAAAAUGGUUUCAGAGAAGCAGCCGUGUUAGUCUGUAUUCGCAAAAAGAAAAGGAGUACUUGUGGCACCUUAGAGACUAACAAAUUUAUUUGAGCAUAAGCUUUCGUGAGCUACAGCUCACUUCAUUGGAUGCAUUCGGUGGUAUUUUCCACCGAAUGCAUCCAAUGAAGUGAGCUAUAGUUCACGAAAGCUUAUGCUCAAAUAAAUUUUAGUCUCUAAUGUGCCACCAGUCCUCCUUUUCUUAAUGGAAAAACGGUAUUUGAAAGAAUUUGCUGCUACAGUGUUAUGCCUGUGAACAGCAUGAAUGAAACAGAAAAAAGACUGUAAAAAGCACAAAUGCACUGUUUCUGGUUUGCACUUUUCUCUGUGUGGAUUUGUAAAAAGACAGCAGCAUGCACUUUUAUCUCUAUCCUCUGGAGAGCUUUCCCCUACUGUUUGAAGAAAUUCUUUUGUUUGCUGUUGCUGCAGGCUACAAUCAUGUUUCAAUGCAUAUAGAACUUAGGUGGCACCACACAUCGAUAUUGGUGAUGCAAGUAUUAAGUCCUUAUUACGUAUGGUCUGCAGGAGGUACUAUGCAGUAUAGAUAUAUUUUUUAAGCAAAGGUUAUUCAGUUUUUACUUUGCAUUUUAUAUAUUUCUUCAUUGUCCUUCAGAGCACAGUUUCUUCUUUGCUACAUUUGCCAUUUAUAAAACUCGUAAAUUGCCUGUGAAUCUUCUUAGAUGUAACAUUGUAACACUCCUAUUUUGAUUAUUUGGAUGCAACAUGAUUUGGCACAGUGUUUUCAGAAUUUUUCAUAUACAUCUUGAACAGCUAAAAUGCAUAACAUGUUUAGCAUGUAAUAACUAUCUUAGUGCAAGUAUACAGGUUUCAGAAUAUCUCACAGUAAAAUGGUUUGACGCUUCUAAAUGUGCUGUUUGUUGCAUUUCACUUAGUUGAGAAGUGUACAAUGACUGACUUUGUGCAGUUUAUGCAAUGUAUUUUAAAUAUGGCUAUUUUUCCUGACUAUUAAAAAAGGCUGCAUAUUGUAUUCUGAUCUAUGGAAGUUUUUAACUGAAGAUAAAAAUUGUAAAUUUUGAAUGUACACAUUUUAUUGUAAACUGUCUAAAUUAUAGCUUUGUAUGUGAAGUUAGCAAGGUUCUGAACAUCUGUAUCUUCUGUGUUUUAUAUCUAUAGAUCUUUUUUCUGUAAUUAACAGUAUUUACUGAUCUUUGAUAUAUUAAUGCCCUUUCUUUUAAAGAUAAUUUGCUUUUGGGGGGAGUGUGUCACAAAAUGAUUGUCCUUUUUUUUUUCCCUUACAAAUUAUGUAAAUAGGACAAAGAAAUGGCAGCUCUAAUAUAUAAACAGGUUUUAUAUCUUCA
This is a messenger RNA of Dermochelys coriacea (leatherback sea turtle), 4313 nucleotides long. RefSeq names its product CAP-Gly domain containing linker protein family member 4 (gene CLIP4). Gene Ontology annotation, cellular component: cytoplasm; microtubule plus-end; nucleus. Gene Ontology annotation, biological process: cytoplasmic microtubule organization. The transcript has 16 exons. Gene Ontology annotation, molecular function: microtubule plus-end binding. The record is from RefSeq and is a predicted model, not a curated record. NCBI's taxonomy places the organism in Eukaryota, Metazoa, Chordata, Testudines, Dermochelyidae. Bases 199 to 2160 code for a protein of 653 amino acids.